AUGGGUCGUAAACCCAACCAGCUCAUCUUGGAGUUCUUCAUCCGAGGCCCCAAGCUUGAGGAUGCGAGCAAUCGCUACCAGCACACCUGCAAGGCUUGUGGCGAAAAGUUCCCGAAGGGUCGCAUUGACAGUCUCACCAAUCACUUGGUGAAGAAAUGCCAGGCACUCCCUCUCCGGGACCGCCAACGCGUGCUGCUUCGAUUGCACGAAUUGCCUGAUAUUGCAGACAGCGAGGGGAACAAGGACCCCAACACUGCUACCGGCAAGGGGAAGUCUGCCGAUGGGUCAUUCCCCAACCGCCCCAACUUUGACGGCCUCAACGUGCUGGCAGAAGCCUCGCGACAGGUCGGCGCCUCGGACCAGACCAAGCGUGGUCCUGCAUACACCCAGUCUGUGACCGUCGGCGGCAAGACUGUCGUGGUUGACCCGGCGCUGGAGGCUGAGGGCUUCCAGGGCCCUGAAUCGCAGCAGAACGAUGUCAAGCAAGAGGAUGGAGCCAACCCUCAGAGUUCCCCUCAUUCCUCCAACCCCCCUACCCUUCCUGCGCUUCCAAGUCAUACCUCCGGCGACCACCAGGGCUCCAUGUCCCCGCCUAUCGGUGACAACUCUCCGACGCCCGACUCGGCCUCGAAUGCUCGCCAGUCGCAGCUGUCCAUGAUCGCAGCGUCCGCCAGUGAGAUGGUCCCCCAGGGCCUCUCGAUUGAAGGCGACAGCCUCGGGUCUGAUGGACUGAAGAUGGGCCAGUGGAACCAGCAGCUGUCCACGCACGAGCAACUCCUUUUCGACAGCCUGCAAGAGCACGACCCGUCCUUGACGGCUACUACCCAGCGCGCCGCGUCGUACCCACGUCCGAUUGCCAUGAACCCAAACACCCAGGCGAAGGGAUUUGUCAACGAGUUUGGCAACUCCACGAAGCCCACGAAGCCUAAAGUGCGAGGCCGUUUCACUGCUGAUCGCCGUCUCGAGGUCCAGGAAGUCCGCAAGAAGGGCGCCUGCAUUCGCUGCAAGAUGCUUAAGAAGCCUUGCUCUGGUGACACCCCCUGCACCACUUGUGCCAGUGUGGAGAGUGCUCGUCUUUGGAAGGUCCCGUGCAUCCGAACUCGGCUUUCCGAAGAAUGCGAGCUUUACAAUGCCAACUUGCACUCCACCCUCGCGUAUCACGAUACGAACAGCAUCAAGAACCAAGUCAAGUUUGAGCACUACGCCGGCCGCAUUGAGGUGACACACUUCGAGGAGAGCAACGUCUUUCUUACCUUCAGUGGACUUCAGGGCCAUAGGGCAUCGGUUUCAGCGCUAGACCCUCAGUUACAGAGCCUAGGAGAUGACCAGUUUUCGGGACCCUCUCAGGAAAUUUACCUCUUGGAUAGUGAUGCCGAUGAUCUUCCUGGCAAGAUGGAUAUGUACAUCAAGAAGAUUGCUCCGUUCUUUUUCGAGCGAGAGACCUCGGCUUUCAUGAAGCCUACUCUCCUGCUUGCUUCCGAGAUCAGCCAGGCGAAGAAGGACUCUCUUCUGGAGCGUACGCUGGAGCUGUGGGUUGCCACUCACAUCUUGGUGGACACGGAACUGGGCUGGAAGACUUACUGCAACCCCACCCUCCCCCCGGCAUCGAUGCACGCUCUCUCGCAGCCUUCGGAUGACGGUCGUCUGCCCAUCGAUGAGGUGUCGGACCCUGAGUCUCAUGCACUGAUCUGCAGCCAGCUACGUGCAGCCAUGGAGAAGCGUGCGAUGCAGCUGAGCAAGUCAGUGAUCACCUCUCUCGAGCGCCGACUGAUCCAGCGCAUGUCGUCGGGCUUUUUCGAGACCUUCCUGAUUGGAAUUAUUCUCCUGAACUGCAUGGAGCGCACCUCCUGGCUGUUCCGCUCGUGGGACAACGAGACCUUUGCGCAGCGCUGGCCUCUGGAUAAGCGCCCGCCCUACUACUUCAAUCAGGUUGACCGUUUCUCGGACCUUUUGCACAUGAUGCUGCGCAUGCGCUAUGUUCCUCCCAAGACCACCGUUCGCCCCGAUACUGGCACGCUGAAGGCUGCGGAUGGAAGCGAUGAGAAUGCUCAGCGCUGGUUCGACAUGAUCCAGAUUUCGCCUUACUUCCUCGAGGAGCGUCGGAAUGCCGUCUUCAACCCGACUGACUCGCGGUCUCUGGAUCUCCACCACAGCGCCAGCUGGCUGCAGCCGCAGGCUUAA
Molecule: messenger RNA, 2181 nt
Organism: Penicillium alfredii
Lineage: Eukaryota; Fungi; Ascomycota; Eurotiomycetes; Eurotiales; Aspergillaceae
Exons: 7
Coding region: 1-2181 (726 amino acids)
Source: RefSeq, a predicted model, not a curated record